AUGACCAACGCCGAGCAGUACGAGCUGCUGCGCGAAAUCAUUCACAGGCAAACGAGUCCGUCCAGCCCGCCGUUGCGCGUCUUCUUCACCGGUCCUGCGGGUUGCGGCAAGACGUUCGUUCUCCGCCUUGCCAUGGACAUAUACAACCGUUACGGCAGUCGGCAAGACUCUGGCUACAACGCGUUCGUGAUUUGCGCAAGCACCGGCAAGGCUGCUGUGGCAGUGGGUGGGACGACCGCGCACGCGGCGUUCAAACUGUCUCGCAAGCGAAUUGGAACGACCGGAGACGGCGGCCUGAAUCCAAACGAGCUGAACACGUUUCGCGUUGCGUUCCAACGAGUGAAGUGCGUGAUCACCGACGAGGGGAGCAUGAUGUCUGCCGACCAACUGCGAGCCGUGGACUGCCGCCUCCGUCAAAUCACAAAUCGACUGCAAGAACCGUUCGGGGGGCUGGACGUGAUCCUGUGA
Ixodes scapularis (black-legged tick) is the source of this 468-nucleotide messenger RNA. Its product is annotated as ATP-dependent DNA helicase RRM3-like. Gene Ontology annotation, biological process: DNA repair; telomere maintenance. The record is from RefSeq and is a predicted model, not a curated record. The coding region runs from base 1 to 468 and encodes 155 amino acids. Lineage: Eukaryota; Metazoa; Arthropoda; Arachnida; Ixodida; Ixodidae. Gene Ontology annotation, molecular function: DNA helicase activity. The transcript has a single exon.